AAAUCCAACUGCUCAAUUCCAUUCAUCCUCGAGAGGGAACAAAAAAGUGGCUAUUUAUUAGAAUACUUGUUUUGUAUUGUUCCGCGUCACACAAAAGAGGCUUUAUUAUUGUGUAGUGAGUGGUGGGACUGGGAGCUGGGUAUGACUGGCCUUGGCACACUAAGUGUAGGUUUUAGCAAGGAUGGCGGUCUGGCGAGUGGCUUUGGCUGGGUUAGGACAGCGAUAGAACCGUUUUAUACUCACAGACAUUCAGCAUGCAGUGGACUGUAUAUCAACAUAGCUGACAAGUAGUUGGCUACCCUUUACACACAAAGAUUUGGCAAGACGUCACGAGGGGAGCAUUGGAGCUAUUACAGUUAUUAUAAAGAAUUAGAUCGUAUCUUGUAAUGUCAUCUAAAUGGAUAAAAUUUACCAUUUGUCCUCUUGUUCAUUUAUUGCAACCAUUGAAGAGGCUCAAACUGCCACCUCAGUAUUUACUUUACUUUAGAGGGGGCGGUGUUGACCCUCUGUGCACCCCGCCUACUAGUUCUUUCCUCGUUGUCGACGUCACUCGACCAAACUCCAUGCAAGUUGCUCCUCACUGGAACGCCAUUGGCUACUCGCUCAUUUUAAUCGCUGUCAAAACGCAUCAUAUGGCCGCCGCUUUAACUAACUCUUCAACUCCACUAGGAAAAGUAACUCAAAUGCACGUUCAAUUAAUGUGGAUGUGAAACGGCAGUCGGACACGACACUAAACAGGCUACGGGAGCAAAAGAGACCCCGAGACAAACGGCGAACGGUUGGGAAUAAACUGAAUUCCACAUUUCACCGGAGCUCCACUGGCUUGUGAGGCACCUGCUUCAAGUGCGGACUACAGAGCGCCGAAAGUUUCAUGCUUUUUCUCUGCUAGCGGAGAACUUAAGCCACUUGAAUGUAUAGCAUGAUGAUGGAAACGGACCUUCAUUCCCCGGGACCACAAACCAACACGAAUCCGGGGCAAACGGGUCCAAACUCGGGGAGCAAAGCCAACCAAGACCGCGUAAAGAGACCCAUGAACGCUUUUAUGGUCUGGUCCCGGGGCCAGCGGCGAAAAAUGGCUCAGGAGAACCCCAAAAUGCACAACUCUGAAAUUAGCAAAAGACUCGGUGCUGAGUGGAAGGUGAUGUCAGAGGCUGAAAAGCGGCCCUUUAUUGAUGAGGCGAAGCGGUUGCGCGCCAUGCACAUGAAGGAGCAUCCGGAUUACAAAUACAGACCGAGGCGCAAAACCAAGACCCUGCUUAAAAAGGACAAAUACUCGUUGGCUGGCGGCUUGCUCGGCGGCGCGGGAGGCGGAGUCGGGAUGAGUCCUGCAGGGGUCGGCCAGAGGUUGGAGAGUCCUGGGGGUCACGGAGGCUCGGCCGGUGGCUACGCGCACAUGAACGGCUGGGCAAACGGCGCUUACUCCGGCCAAGUGGCCGCCGCGGCAGCAGCGGCUGCGAUGAUGCAGGAGGCGCAGCUCGCUUACAGCCAGCACCCAGGCAGUGGGUCUCACCAUCACCACGCUCAUCACCAUCACCCGCACAACCCUCAGCCCAUGCACCGCUACGAUAUGAGUGCCCUCCAGUACAGCCCCAUCUCGAACUCCCAGAGCUAUAUGAGCGCUUCUCCAUCCGGCUAUGGUGGGAUAUCAUACACGCAGCAUCAAAACUCCAGCGUCGCUUCUUCUGCCGCCAUCGGUACGCUGAGCUCGCUCGUCAAGUCCGAACCCAAUAUAAGCCCUCCGGUCAGCACACACUCCCGAGGCCCCUGCACCGGAGACUUGAGAGAAAUGAUUAGCAUGUAUUUACCAACCGGCGAGUCCGGAGAUCCGUCUGUGCAGAGCAGACUGCAUGCCUUACCGCAGCACUAUCAGAGCACAACUGCCGGAGUAAACGGAACUGUCCCACUGACGCAUAUUUGAAAGAGCUGAUGGAAAGUGAUGGGUAACGCGCAUUCAGAAACACUCCACCAAAAAUAUUUACCUCUUUUUUUUCUUUUCUUUUUUAGAUUGUCAUUGAACUAAUUUUGUACAGAAUGUUUUAUGAUGUUCAUGUAAAUUAAAGGAAAAUAUUGUUUUGAUUGCAGUUCGAAUAGAAACUGGGAUCUUAUCAAAUGUAUCACUUUCAGUGAAACAUUGUUUAAAUAUGACGUCUUUAAAAGUGAUUCUGACAGCGUUUCUGGCCACGCCAAGAAAUAUGCGACAUACUGUUAUUCUUUAAAUAUUUAAGUUUCUGUGCAAAUUGACUUUUGAGAUGAUAAUAACAAAAGUCUAGCGUGAAUAACUCAAUGAAGUGUUUUUGAAAGCCCAUUAAGAGUUUCCUGCUUAUUACAUUUACCAAAACGUUUGUACACGUGAAUUAAUGUACCAGAUUUAUGUUGUAAUAUUUCUUGUAAAUUGUGAAUAAGUUUUAAUAUUUCAAAAGACUGGCACGUCACUGCUGCUGUACAUAAUUUAUGACAUGCAUUUCUGCCAGUUCAAAUCUUAACCUUGCGUUGAUUCAUGGUCUAAAUAAAAUUGGAGAAAAACUUA
Molecule: messenger RNA, 2527 nt
Organism: Carassius carassius (crucian carp)
Lineage: Eukaryota; Metazoa; Chordata; Actinopteri; Cypriniformes; Cyprinidae
Product: transcription factor Sox-1a-like
Exons: 3
Coding region: 911-1918 (335 amino acids)
Biological process (GO): regulation of DNA-templated transcription; anatomical structure morphogenesis; cell differentiation
Molecular function (GO): RNA polymerase II cis-regulatory region sequence-specific DNA binding; DNA-binding transcription factor activity, RNA polymerase II-specific
Source: RefSeq, a predicted model, not a curated record